CACCGUGACGCGGCCACUACUGCAGCCACUUGGAUUGCAGGCAUACCACCUUCGUGCUACUAGCUCAUACUAUCCGCAUCUUUCAGACCUCGCAUAGUCAUCAUGUCGUUCCCAACCGCAAGCCCAAGACUGCAAACAGAGUUCCUCCACUUCCUAGAACAAAGGCUCUCGAGCAUUGAGUCACAGUUGAAUGCAUCGGAGAAGGAACGAGAUGGGUUGCGAUCAACAUUGAUGCAAACCAAGAAAAGGCUUGAGGCUUCCAAUAAGGAAAUGGAGGAGUUGCGGCGAAGUGCGGCUGAUAUGCGUGAUCAUGAUAACGCACUCAAACAAGUGUCAGCAGCCUCUUUCGCUUCAGAACGGACACGCAGAGAGGAAACUGAACGUCUUCUCUCGGAGGCAAGAGCGAAGUUGGAAACCGUGAGCGGCGAACUAGCGCAAAGCAACGCCGAUCUUCAACGGCGUCUCGUCGACAGCGCGCAUUUGCAGGAUAAGCUCGCGAAAGCAGAGAACGCCCGCGUUGUGGCUCUCGCUGCUCGCGACGCGGCCACUGUUACCGAGAAGCGGCUGAGACAGCAACUGACGAAGACCACUGCAUCGUUGAAUUACGCGAACAAAAAAAACAACCUAAGCGUCAAGGCCAAAACCUCUGACGAGCACCGUGACGAUGUUGGUACACACAAGUUCAAGCAAUUCAAAGCGAAGCUUUCUGAACUGCCCGAGCCUGCGGAAAGAAUCGACUACCCGAGUUUGGUACCAAUGCAAGCAACCCGAAAAAUCCUCGAAAAUUGGCUUGCGGAGUUACGUCGCGAAGGUGUCCUGAAGCAGGAACUCGACUUGAUCGGAGGCGAAGACCUAAUGUGGUUUCCGAAUUCGCAUCAUGCAAUGCAGGUUGUUCAGAUGCAUGAAUAUGACCCCAUCGACUGUAUUUGCAACUGGUCGGAACGCUGUCCCGAAAAAGGAAGUUCGGAACGCCCGUAUGAAGUCUUCCGAGCAGAAGAGAAUCAAAUCUCUUACGUCGGAACUUAUCGGGUGGUGGAGGAUCUACGGGAGAUCAGACUGGGAGAUAUCAUGUGGAAGAUGUUCCCGGGAAAGACGGAGAGUGCCGUGGCGGCAACGCUGGCACAGCAGACCGCCUGUGACGCUCCCCAGACGAAUGCGGUGGCGGAAACCCUACCCGAGCUGUACAGCAAAGGCAUCAUGCAAGUUGAAGUCAUCGGUUAUCAGUGCGUUGGAUUCAAUCGUCGCCUCGACGAGGAAUUACAUAAGAAAGCUCCACCGCCCGCCGAAACAUCACCUGAAUGUAAAUCCGAUAUGUCGAAUCAGACCAUGUCGGACGAUCUUAGCCCAGACAGCCGGCGGAGACGGGAAAUACGGGCGAGGUGGGCGAUGCACGCUGCGGACUCCGAAGAAAUUUCCUCGGACGACGAACUUGGAGUUGGAGGGCCACUACCACGAAAGCGAGUGAAGAUCUCCAUUGAUACGGACAGUGACUAGGAUAGUCGGCGCAUGGUCACCGCUGUUUCAUGGUCGGCGCGCACGGCCUCGCAUUCAGAGUUGUAAUGGCGCUGUAUACUGUAUGAUCGUAUCGAGCGGUCGGAUAGUAUGUUGUUGCAUCGAGACGGUGACCUGCAAGCCAGCACUCCGUCCACGACUCCGGACGCGACAGCGAUGUCCGUUGCAGCGAUUCGAAGGAAACUCUCAAUGUGUCUGUUGACAAACUUCAAUGUGUUUUCACUGGGCUCGCCUCGUCUGCUUUUCUCCAGCACCGAUCUGACGUUUCGUACCACCGUAGACUUCUUACAGCUUUUCU
Rhodofomes roseus is the source of this 1810-nucleotide messenger RNA. RefSeq lists its product as uncharacterized. The annotation marks the transcript as partial. The transcript is spliced from 10 exons. The record is from RefSeq and is a predicted model, not a curated record. Lineage: Eukaryota; Fungi; Basidiomycota; Agaricomycetes; Polyporales; Fomitopsidaceae.